UUAAAAAAAUGUUUUAACGUGCUAAACCGGUUGGCUACCGGAAAAAAACGUAAAAAAAUCUAUAAACGUAUAGCAUAUUUCGAAAAGCCCGUAAAAAGCAUGCUUAGCGCGAUACGCCAAAGCAAUUACCGCAUUUUAAACGUACGUUGUGGUAAAAAAUACCAUUGCUUGCCCGAAAAGGAAAUAAAAAAACCUUUAAAUGGUACGGCGAACGGGCUUAAGCGUUCGGGUAACGGCAAAUGCAUAUCGGCGGUAUUUAAACCCAUUAAAGGGCGAAAAAAAAGCAUUUUAAAAUUAUUUAUUAA
Gaeumannomyces tritici R3-111a-1 is the source of this 305-nucleotide messenger RNA. RefSeq lists its product as hypothetical. The transcript has 2 exons. The annotation marks the transcript as partial. NCBI's taxonomy places the organism in Eukaryota, Fungi, Ascomycota, Sordariomycetes, Magnaporthales, Magnaporthaceae. The record is from RefSeq and is a predicted model, not a curated record.